Molecule: messenger RNA, 1068 nt
Organism: Neltuma alba
Lineage: Eukaryota; Viridiplantae; Streptophyta; Magnoliopsida; Fabales; Fabaceae
Exons: 3
Coding region: 121-942 (273 amino acids)
Source: RefSeq, a predicted model, not a curated record
UUUGCCAUCUCUUCCCCCACCAAUUUUUCUCCCACUUCCCUUCAUUUCAUUUUCUCUCCUUCGCCUGCUUUCCUGCAGAAAGAGGGGCCAAAUUUUCUCGCAGAGAAAAUCAAGGCCACCAUGGACAGCCUCGAAAAUGAAGCGUGUCUGUUCAUAGGCGAAGACAAAGAAGAAGAAUGUUCUGGGAUAUCAGAGUUGAAUCACUCGCUUGAAAACUUCAAACGAGAAAAUUUCAGUGACGAGCUGCAGAAUCAUCAUCAAGAAAGAACCUUGUACUGGGAAUCUCAGGAGGCCAUGCUUCAGGAAAUCGUAGAGAGAUACAAGAGGGUAGGUUGGGAAUUAAGAGAAGAGGUUGGAGAAAUAUUGGAAGAGGCCAAGAAGGUCCCACAAUAUGGAUAUGGAUGCGAGUGCAGGAAACCCAACUCAACGACGUCGUAUGGGUGUUCCCACUGUUUAAGAACACUUGUGGUUUCAUUGCUUUCUCUCAGAGGUUACAGUGCCUCCCUGCGCCUCUCCAAAUGGGAUUCCACUAAAAGCCUCCCCGGAGGUUCACAUCAGUAUAUAGAAGUGAUGCCAAACACACAAACAAGAAAGAAGCAAAUGUCAUAUCUAAUUGAAUUGGAGCUAAGAGACCAGUUUCAGAUUGCAAGAGCAGGAGAAGAAUAUAAGAAACUAUUGUCAUUGUUGCCGGAAUUCUAUGUCGGUCAGCCGGAGUACCUGACGGCGAUUAUCCGAGUCAUGUGUGGUGCUGCCAAGAGGUCAAUGAAGGAGAAGAAGAUCCACUUGGGUCCAUGGAGGAAGAGCAACUUCAUGCAAAUGAAAUGGUCAGGCCAUAGCAACAACACUUGGACUUCUACACUUCCUUCAUUCCACCAUCUCAUGCAAGCAACCAAUGAAGCUUCCAUUAGGGUUUCUAGAGCUCAUACUUUGGUAGUCACUUAACUAAUUAAUUUUUUAAUAUAAUGAGGGAACAUUGUUUUUGGCUAUUCGCUCUAGUGGAUUUGGAUUUAUGAUGGUUGCAUGUUUUCAGUCCAAUUUUGAUGGAAAUAGUUCUAUUUUAAGUUUUAA